AUUGCGUAGUUUAGUGUCACUUGGCGACAUUGUCAGUGCGUCAACUCGUCAAAUGUGAUUACUUUCAGCUGUGGACAUCGUAAACGCAGGAAAAGAAGCCACUUAAGCAGAAGGGAGAGCCAGAUGCCGGGUUUCCAUGUGCUGCGAUCACCGGAGAGGUUCAAUGUGACUUGUAUGCAUCCUAAAUAGCUCUGCAUCCACCGCUUAUGUAGACGUUAGUUUGUAUGGGAGUAACGUAAACGUAACCCCGCUGCGGCCCAUAGUUACAGAAGCGCCUGAACCCUAUCUGGACCAGCUGCGGACUCUGACGUUUCUAGCCCACCACCGUCAUGGCCUCUGCCACCUCGACCCCCGCUACCGCCUCCAGCGGCCGCUCCAGCCGCUCCGCCAGCCGCUCCGCCAGCCGCCACAGCGCAGCCACCGGCCUGCCCGCAUCCAGCACCAGCCCGACCCGCAUGUACCGCAUCCAGGAGAAGGAGGAGCUCCGGCACCUCAACGACCGCCUCGCCAACUACAUUCACCGGGUCCAAGACCUGGAAAGUGAAAGGUCCUCCAUAUUGUUUCAGCUGGAAGAAAAAGAUGAGUCGAAAAGCCGGGAGAUGGGCAACGUUCGGAGGCUGUACGAGGAGGAGUUGGCCGACGUCAGGAAGUCCCUGGACAGCCUGGCCGGAGAGAGGGCCCGUUUGCAGAUCGACCUUGGAAAUCUGUGCGAGGAGUACCGGAAACUUCAAGCCAGGAACCAGAAGAAGGAGAGUGAUCUGGCCAACGCUCUGGCCCAGUGGAGGCAAGUUGAGGCCGCUCUGAGCUCCAAGGAUGCUGCGUUCACCAAGCUGCUGUCUGAGAACAGGAGACUCAGUGACGAGUUCACUGACCAGAGCAGCCAGCUGGAAAACGUAGAGGGUGCUCUGGCAGACACCAAGAACCAGCUGAGCUCUGAGAUCCUGAGGAGGGUGGACUUGGAGAACCAGGUGCAGACCCUGAAGGAACAGCUGGGACUCCAGAAGAACAUCAAUGAGCAGGAGGUCUUUGAGAUCCAAAGCCGACAUGAGAGUCAUCUAGUGGAGCUGGACUCAGGACGCCGGAGAGAAUUUGACAGUAAACUGGCGGAGACGAUGCAGCAGCUCCGCCAGGACCACGAGUCUCAGGUGCAGCAGUACAAAGAAGAGAUCGACAGGACCUUCAGUUCUAAGUUACAGAAUGCCCAGCAGGCCGCAUUGGAGAAAAACAGUGUUGCGUCAGCCACCAAAGACGAACUGGAAAGCACCAAGCUCAGAGUGGAGAGCCUCAGCUCCCAGCUCCAGCAGUACCAGAAAGAUAAAAUGGUCCUAGAGAGCCGCUUUCAGGAGCUGGAGAGGACUCUUGACGGGGAGCGGGAGGUUUGGCAGCGGAGACUCAGUCAGAAGGAGCAGGAGCUGCUGACUAUGAGAAGCCAGAUGUUCGCCCAGCUGGAGGACUACGAGAACCUGCUGGAUGUCAAGCUGGCUCUGGACAUGGAGAUCAAUGCCUACAGGAAGAUGCUGGAGGUGGAGGAGCAGAGAUUGCAGCUGUCACCCAGCCCUUCCCAGCAUACAGCUAUACCCCGAACUCAGGUACACGGCAGCCGCAAGCUCAGAGGGAAGAAACGGAAAUUUGAGGGAGUGUCUGGCAUAUCACCGGUCUCUAAAAUGUCCAGUCGGUCAGCAGAGCACGGCACUGUGAGCGUGGCAGAGGUCGACGUCGACGGAAAAUAUGUCCGACUGAAGAACAACUCUGAGACGGAGCAGCCGCUGGGUGGUUGGGUGGUACGAAAGAUGUACCCAGACUGUGAAGACCUCUCCUUCCACAUCCCCUCCUCCUGCAUCCUGGCUGGUGGGCAGACGCUCACAAUCUGGGCCGCAGGUGAAGAGGCGGAGGCUGAUUCUGGGGACCUGGUUCUGCAGGGCCAGAGGAGCUGGGGCCCUGUCACUCAUGUAAGGGUGGUUCUUCUGGACCCCAACUAUGAGGAGAUGGCGGAGCACCGGGUGUGCAUGCAGGACAGAGGUGAGGAGACCGAACUGGACUUUGAUGAAGAAUACGUCGCAGGCAGUGACAUCCAGCACUUUCGGAGACAGGUAAAGACACUGACUCAUAAAGCAACCAAAAACAAACUUUAUAACUUCAGUGUGAAGUGCUCUUACAGAAACGGGCCCAAAUGCUUCAGUACAUGAAACUUGAUGUCUGGUUUUUUUCCUGCCUACACUGAAGCCCAAGAGGAAGAAGAAGUGUUGUUCUGUCUCUUGAGUGCAGAGCAGACGGCGUGCUGUACAGGUGAGGAGGGCGGUGCUGUUCCCCCUCUGCUCGUCUGCUUGUACCCGGUGUGCACGGCUCUGUGUAAAGAUGCAUGGCUUGUUUCAAACAUGUUGGAUUUG
Molecule: messenger RNA, 2387 nt
Organism: Anarrhichthys ocellatus (wolf-eel)
Lineage: Eukaryota; Metazoa; Chordata; Actinopteri; Perciformes; Anarhichadidae
Gene: lmnl3
Product: lamin L3
Exons: 10
Coding region: 330-2186 (618 amino acids)
Biological process (GO): heterochromatin formation; protein localization to nuclear envelope; nuclear envelope organization
Cellular component (GO): nuclear envelope; nuclear lamina
Molecular function (GO): structural constituent of cytoskeleton
Source: RefSeq, a predicted model, not a curated record